GCUUGCGGUGGAGCGCCUGAUCAGAAUAUUUUUGUGUCCGUUCCUUACAAUCAUGUACAAUAAGGAUCUGGAUGCUGAAGACAGCCCUCUAAAAAAUAAUGAUGUAAAAUCUCUGGAAAACAAUAAUGCAAGCGAAGAAAAGGAUGUACAUAUUAAAAAGAAGAGCAAGGUUACACGCUUGUCUCGAAUACGCACAGCAGCCUUUUUUGGGUCAUUAUUUCUUUGUCUUACAGCAGUGUUUGCUUUUUCAUUUAUCAUUCCUUGCCCAGUGAGACCCUUUUCCCGGAGAACAUGGAGUGUACAGUAUGAUAAUGCUGUUGGCUACAUGUUCCUUGCUACUGAAGAUGUGAACGAGGAUAACGUGCAAGAUAUUCUUUUUCUUUUUAAAGCUGAUAAUUCAAGCAACUUGAAUAUGUCCUGCGCAGAUGGAGAUUUGAUGUCCCCAUGUUUUUUUUUAUCGGCCUUGUCUGGGACAAAUGGGAGCUCAAUUUGGAUCAGCCCUGUUAGUGAUGAUGACAAUAUUCAGUUAUCUCAGUGUGGAAUACAUAACCUUGGCGGUGCGGGACAUUCUGGUUGUCUAAUAAUUGGAAAUUCAGAAGUCUUGUUAGCAGUUGAUUCAAAAACAGGAGAUAUUUUGUGGAGAAAACCAACUGGAAUUGCAUUUAACUCAGUGGUUAUAAAGCCCGUGCUGAAAAUCCCAGAUAUGGAUGAAGAUGGUAUAGAAGAUCUGAUGAUUUUUCUUACCAACGAACAUGAACUGCAGAGUGCCAUAUUCUCUGGAAAAAGUGGUGACCGCAUUGGCCAAACUUGUAAAAUUGAUAAUGAAAAACCAAGUGGUCUUUAUACGCAUAUUACAAAGUCAAAGGCAGAAUAUGUAUUAUUCUACUCAGGUAGCACCAUUAAAGGGUAUUCUGUCAACGACCUGUGUGCUAAGACAGCAGGCCAACCAAGUAAACUUUCAGACGCCAAACGUGAUCCUGAAUGGCAAACACAGAUGAAAGACUUUAUACCUAUCGCUUCCUCUGAAAGUUCAGGUAAAAUUCUCUACUUGUUGAAUGUUCCGGGGAGUUAUUACAACAACAUUUUGGUUGUGAAAUCAGAAGUUUCUGAACUGCUGGAUGGACAAAAGCUUGGACCUUUGUGGUCUGUGAACACAACAGAUAUUUUAAGUAAACCAGCACUGGGCUAUUUCAAGAAAGAUGCUUUGUCAAUAUUAAUGGAAAUUGGAAUUGGAAAUAACCGAAAGAAGGUUAUUAUUGUUGAUAGCAAAAGUGGGACUUUGCAAUGGGAAAUUGAAAUGAAUGUGGGAACUGCCAGACAAAAUCCUGGAGUACUGAAUACAGGAGACCACCGCUCCACCUUCCUUUUUUGGGGAGAAUAUUCAACAGAUUUCAACAACACUAUGGAGUCAACAGAAAACCUGUAUAUGUUUCACCCAUCACAGGCAAAUGUACUUAUGCAUCUAAAUAGCCAUGCUGAAAAUAUUAUCAUAUUUGGCGCGGCCUUGUUUGAACGCAGCCGCCAUGCCUGCUAUGUUCUGAUCACUGGACCUCAAAUGAUGGAAAACCCUGGCAAUCUGACUGUAUCCAAGAGGAAGUUAAAGGAAGAUAUCAGUAAUGGAAUAGUGAUUGGGCUUGGGACUGAAUAUAUCGACACUGAGGACAUAAGGAACCAUUUCUUCAGGAUGAGAUAUUCCAGCCACUAGUGGAAAAGAACUAGUGCAGAAAACGUGAACAUUAAAUGCCUUGUGUAUGCUACUUUCUUUGAGGAUAACCACAUUUAU
Nanorana parkeri is the source of this 1783-nucleotide messenger RNA. It is a transcript of the gene FAM234A, whose product is annotated as family with sequence similarity 234 member A. The record is from RefSeq and is a predicted model, not a curated record. The coding region runs from base 53 to 1705 and encodes 550 amino acids. NCBI's taxonomy places the organism in Eukaryota, Metazoa, Chordata, Amphibia, Anura, Dicroglossidae. The transcript has 12 exons.